AUGAGCAACACGAAACAAGCGCGCGUCGAGGCGGCGCCAUGGCUGCUGCCACCGAUCGUGCUGCAGGUCGUCCACUACUUGGACAAAGCCAGCGAUGUCAUCACCUUCCUCGAUGCAGCGCCCAACGCCGCCCGCGACAAGGCCUUUGAUGCGCUUGUGACGCUCUUGGUCGCCGAGCCCGACCUCUGGCCAGCGACCGGCAUGGACGACUUGUACAAAACAAGCGACACGGACGACGACUCGAUUGUGACAACGGCGCUACCCGCGCUUCGCAAGGUGCUGAUCGCCCAAGGUAGCGAGAUUGGCAACGGCCUCUGGGCACCGAACGUCGUGAGUCUUACAAUCGUCAUCAACGAAGAGCCACUGGACUGCAGUGUAUUGCAAGAGGAACUUGCAGCGUCCGAGCUCACGUCGCUCAAGUCGGUUCACGUCGACUGGAACGAAGAGGUCGACGACGAACAGCUCGACGACGCGGUCGCAGCGAUCACCGCCUCGUGCCCCAAUCUCUGCGAACUGGAUCUCGCCACCGAUGUCGAUUCAGAACUGGAGACCUGUGAGAGUCUUCUUGGAUGGCUCGCGCGCUCCGGUGCCCGGCAGUUUAAGCUCGGUGCCAUCGACUUUGCGCCGGGCGCCGCCACGGAUGUGGCGCAUGCGCUACUCUCGUCGACGACGCUCCAUACGAUCCAGAUCUUUGGUGCUCCAAACGUCCUCGAGUCGUUUUUGGAGUCGUCGUGUACGGCGCCGCCCCAGCAGCUACGCAAUUUGACCAUCGGUCACGGCAGCAGCUGGCUCGAUGUGACUGUGCCAACCACGGUGCGCACGCUUGAGCUCGUCUACGUCAAGAUGAAGACCUUUUCUUCGCCAUUGCCCGAGGUCCAGUCUCUCCGACUUUGUCACGUGACGUUGACAAGCGACGCUGUCUCCAGUCUCGCAGCCGUGCUUGCAGCGACGACCACACUUUUUCGACUCGACCUUGGCGACACUACUUUGUCCGACGAUCAACUCCAAGCGAUCCUGGAUGCUCUGCCGCACUGGCUGAAUCGCCAGCACCACAAGUGCUACUUGCGCCUGCAUGCGAAGCACCGGAGCGAGCCGCGGAUCGCCGCUGUGCUGACCCAGAUUCGCAACACGCUCGAGGUGCAGAUCGAGUUGUGCGGCGGCGACGACUUUGACUUUGCCACGUGCCAUAAUCUCUUGCCGGGCUUUGGCACGACGUCGCGGAUGCAGCUGCGUUUCUCAAAGACGGGCUAG
Saprolegnia diclina VS20 is the source of this 1251-nucleotide messenger RNA. RefSeq lists its product as hypothetical. The transcript has 2 exons. Bases 1 to 1251 code for a protein of 416 amino acids. NCBI's taxonomy places the organism in Eukaryota, Oomycota, Saprolegniomycetes, Saprolegniales, Saprolegniaceae. The record is from RefSeq and is a predicted model, not a curated record.